Molecule: messenger RNA, 1662 nt
Organism: Pipistrellus nathusii (Nathusius's pipistrelle)
Lineage: Eukaryota; Metazoa; Chordata; Mammalia; Chiroptera; Vespertilionidae
Source: the annotation of a GenBank genome assembly
AUGGCGGCUGUGAGUCUGCGGCUCGGCGACUUGGUAUGGGGGAAACUCGGCCGGUAUCCUCCGUGGCCGGGAAAGAUUGUUAAUCCACCCAAGGAUUUGAAGAAACCUCGUGGGAAGAAAUGCUUCUUUGUAAAGUUUUUUGGAACAGAGGAUCAUGCCUGGAUCAAAGUGGAACAGCUAAAGCCAUACCAUGCACAUAAGGAGGAAAUGAUAAAGAUUAACAAGGGAAAACGAUUCCAGCAAGCUGUGGAUGCUGUGGAAGAGUUCCUCAGGAGAGCCAAAGGGAAAGACCAGACAUCAUCCCACAAUUCUGCUGAUGACAAGAAUCGGCGUAAUUCCAGUGAGGAGAGAAGUAGGCCAAACUCAGGUGAUGAAAAGCGCAAGCUUAGCCUGUCUGAAGGGAAGGUGAAGAAGAACAUGGGAGAAGGAAAGAAGAGGGUGUCAUCAGGCUCUUCAGAGAGAGGCUCCAAGUCCUCUCUGAAAAGAGCCCAAGAGCAGAGUCCCCGGAAACGGGGUCGGCCCCCAAAGGAUGAGAAGGAUCUCACCAUUCCUGAGUCUAGUACCAUUAAGGGGAUGAUGGCCGGAACCAUGGCUGCAUUUAAAUGGCAGCCAACUGUGAAUGAGCCAGUUAAAGAUGCAGACCCUCAUUUCCAUCACUUCCUGCUCAGCCAAACCGAGAAGCCAGCUGUCUGUUACCAGGCCAUCACAAAGAAGUUGAAAAUAUGUGAAGAGGAGACGGGGUCUACCUCCAUCCAGGCAGCAGACAGCACGGCCGUGAAUGGCAGCAUCACACCCACAGACAAAAAGAUAGGAUUUUUGGGCCUCGGCCUAAUGGGAAGUGGCAUCGUCUCCAACUUAUUAAAAAUGGGUCACACAGUGACUGUCUGGAACCGGACUGCAGAAAAAUGUGAUUUGUUCAUCCAGGAGGGGGCCCGCCUAGGAAGAACCCCCGCUGAAGUUGUUUCAACUUGUGACAUCACCUUUGCCUGUGUGUCGGAUCCAAAGGCGGCCAAGGAUCUGGUGCUGGGCCCCAGUGGUGUACUGCAAGGGAUCCGUCCCGGAAAGUGCUACGUGGACAUGUCAACAGUGGAUGCUGACACAGUUACCGAGCUGGCCCAGGUGAUUGUGUCCAGGGGGGGCCGCUUUCUGGAAGCCCCAGUCUCAGGGAACCAGCAGCUGUCUAAUGAUGGGAUGUUGGUGAUCUUAGCAGCCGGAGACAGGGGUUUAUAUGAGGACUGCAGCAGCUGCUUCCAGGCGAUGGGGAAGACCUCCUUCUUUCUAGGUGAGGUUGGCAAUGCAGCCAAAAUGAUGCUGAUUGUGAACAUGGUCCAGGGAAGCUUUAUGGCAACUAUCGCUGAGGGGUUGACCCUGGCCCAAGUGACAGGCCAGUCCCAGCAGACAUUCUUGGAUAUUCUCAAUCAAGGACAAUUGGCCAGCAUCUUUCUGGACCAGAAGUGCCAAAAUAUUCUACAAGGAAACUUUAAACCUGAUUUCUACCUGAAAUACAUUCAGAAGGAUCUUCGCUUAGCCAUUGCGCUGGGUGAUGCCGUCAACCAUCCAACUCCUAUGGCAGCUGCAGCCAAUGAGGUGUACAAAAGAGCCAAGGCACUGGACCAGUCUGAUAACGACAUGUCUGCCGUGUACCGGGCCUACAUACACUAA